This is a messenger RNA of Talaromyces marneffei, 834 nucleotides long. RefSeq lists its product as uncharacterized. Gene Ontology annotation, cellular component: cytoplasm. The coding region runs from base 1 to 834 and encodes 277 amino acids. Gene Ontology annotation, molecular function: N-terminal protein N-methyltransferase activity. The record is from RefSeq and is a predicted model, not a curated record. NCBI's taxonomy places the organism in Eukaryota, Fungi, Ascomycota, Eurotiomycetes, Eurotiales, Trichocomaceae. The transcript has a single exon. Gene Ontology annotation, biological process: N-terminal protein amino acid methylation.
AUGUCCUCCUCAACAACCCCAGACUCAAACAUCAACCACGCCACCUCCCUCGAAUACUGGAACAGCAUCCCACCCACCGUGAAUGGCAUGCUCGGCGGAUUUCCGCAAGUCUCGCGCAUCGAUCUGCGCGGAUCAGCCAGUUUUCUAGCCAAGAUUAGACGAUUGAUUCAGAUCGAACAGUCGUCGCAAGAAGAGGAGGAAUCGAAUAAUAGUAAUAAUAAUAAUGAGGAGGAGGAUGUGGCGGGGCAAUCGAGAAGAAGCAAAAAACUCAAACGAGGCGUUGAUUGUGGUGCGGGUAUAGGGCGCAUCACGGAAGGAUUUUUGAGGAACGUGUGCGAGACGGUGGAUGUCGUUGAGCCUGUUGCGAAGUUUGCGGAGGUUAUUCAGAAUGGUCCUUUGAUUAGGAAGAAAACUACAGCUACAACCACGACCGAUGGAACUACUGAAGGCGAAGAAGAAGGAGUAAUAGAAAAUAUCUACAUAACCGGCCUCGAAACCUGGCUUCCGGAACACAAAUACGACCUCAUCUGGAACCAAUGGUGUGUCGGACACUUGACCGACGCCCAAUUGACGACAUACCUCCAACGAGCCGCAAACGCAUUAACGCCUAACGGGAUUAUAGUACUCAAGGAAAAUAAUUCUACAGACCCGGCAGGAAGGGAUAUAUAUGAUGAAAUUGAUAGUAGUGUCACAAGGACGGAUGAGACGUUUAGAAGGAUAUUCAAAGAGGCUGGACUGAAUUUGAUCAAGGCGGAGGAGCAGUUGGGGUUUCCGAGGCAUUUGGGGCUGUUGCCUGUUAGGAGUUAUGCGUUGAGGGCAGUGCGAGCGUCAUAG